Messenger RNA from Ichthyophthirius multifiliis, 936 nucleotides. RefSeq lists its product as hypothetical. NCBI's taxonomy places the organism in Eukaryota, Ciliophora, Oligohymenophorea, Hymenostomatida. The record is from RefSeq and is a predicted model, not a curated record. The transcript has 4 exons.
AUGGAUGCUCCUUCUGAUUAUUUGACUAAUUUUUUUGCAAAUAAUACUGCAUUGGAAAAUAUUUCCUUUAAAAAUUGUAUGAUUUAUCCUUGCUUUUUGAUUAAACUAGCAGAUGGAAUAGCCUAAAAUGAUGUCUUAAUCUCAUUAAAUUUAAGCCAAAAUUUUAUUGGAGAUGAAGGUGUUAAAUACUUGUUAAAGGAAGAACUAGAUAUUUUAUCAAAAGAAAUCUUUUAAACACAGGAUGAUUAUGAUCAUAAAAGUGAAUAAUUCUUAGAAGAACUAUAAAAUAAACAAAAAUAAGUCAAAGACAUUAAUAUUCUUUUAAUUGAACAAGAAAAAAUAUAAGCAACGGAACUUGACCAAAUCGAAUCUUUGAUAAGAACAGAAAAUGAUAAAAUUAAUAAAAUUAAAAAAGAAAUUGAUGUUUUGAAAAAAGAAAAGUCAGAAAAGUUAACUUUUAUUGAAAAUAAAAAAAAUUAUGAUUUUAAGACUUUUAAGUCUAAUAUAGAAAGAAAACUUAAAGAAGAGUUAUAAAAAGUUAAAAAUGAUGAAAUGGCUUAUGAUAUGUUCAAUUAAAAUGUCGAAAAAAUCAAAGCUAAUAUAACUUUGCUUUAAAAAGGAAUCCUUCCAGGAAGCGUAGAUGAAGAUUUCGAAAAAGAAAAAGAUAAUGAAGAUAUUAAUAAAAAGAAUAAUUAAGAAAAAACUUUCCAGAAUCCUAUAGAGCCUCUCCCUUGUGUUCCUUGUAAAUUAUUAAUUUUUGAAUUGUUCCUUGACCUUUCUGCUGGAGUAUUUAUUAUCGGAGAAUUCAUUGAAUUUAUUUAUUAUUAAGGUGGCUUUUCUAUUGGUAAUGCUACUUUUGGUAUGUUAUUUAUUCCAAUAUUAAAUCUUUUUGCUGUUAUUUUAAUUUAAAUUUAGGCUUUAGUAUAUGAUUUUUGA